UGGUUGUCAUUCGGAGGUAUACACGGAUUAUGUGAUGGUGAGAAACGCGUGGCGAGUGGCAAUCACUGCCGAACAGUCGCAGUGAUUAUAUCGCGAAUGAAAUCAACGUGACGUGUACUGUUGUAAAGGAUGAUUUUCUAGUGGGUGGUUAAAUCGCGGUGUCAACUAGUGACCACGGAUGACCAGCUGACAAUGUUUUGUCAUUAGCAUAAUUUAGUGCUUAGCGGGCCGUCGCGGUAAAUCAAGGAUGUUUAAAGCUGAGGAGUCUUCCAGAGACAGCUUCCUUCAGCAAACGAAGGCCGCUAGGGAAGAAAGGGCCCAUGAGAAAGACAGAGAGGUUGCUGUCACCUUAAUUCAGGCUUAUGUUAGGGGAUGGUUGACCCGUAAAAGAAUAUUAGAAGAGUUUGAUACAAAUUUUCUCAAUGAUGGUGGUACAGAAACAAGUGCAGAGUUAAAACCUGCUCUGUACAUGUAUAAGAUUAUUUCUAAAUUUUUGUAUGUAUAUAAGAAAGAAAGGGAUCAAGAAAGAAUGGAAAAGUUAUGUAGAUAUUUAGUAUUGACUCUAGAUUCAGAGUCUCCAGAAACUUCUUAUGUAGGAAUCGUAUUAAACAAAGAUCACUACAUAUCAUGGAUAUCACAGAUGAAAACAUUGUUGCUCUAUUGUUUGAAUGGCUUAGAGAAUCUUAAACCAGAAAGAAUAUCUGACCAUAAGUCCAUCCAUUUGAGAUUACAUACAUUAGUUAGUUUUACAUCACCAGGAACAUGGGCAAUUCAAAAAGUGGAAGGAAUGGAAAAGCUCAAAGCUGGCAUGAAUCAGCUUUGUGCAAACAUAAUGGGUCACCUAGUCAACAAUGGGUUCUAUCCCAUUAUGCAAGCUUUUCUAAUAAAAGGAUUAGGUAGAGUGGAUAUUGCUUUAAAACCAAUUGCACUUUCAGCUGCAGUCACAUUGGCACUAAGACCACUGAUCUCAUCCCAGAUGUCUGAUAAAUUGGUGUCACUGUUUUUAAUUAAUGUUUUCAGUGUACCUGGAUUGGUCUAUCAUUUAAAUAGUAUAUCAUCAGUAUGUAUAUCAUCAUUUAUUGCAAACAAUUUAUUUGCAAGAAGCCUGGAAUUGUUGAACUCAGAGCAAAAUUUAAGAAUAGUAUUUAAUGCUCUGGAAGGUAGUUUUGCACUGUGUUUGCUAGCCAACUUGAUACAGAUGGCUAAUAUUGAAAGAGAUGAAGUAUUGAAAGAGUUAUACUUCCCUUCUUUUACGUUUGUUGUAACAAAAAUGUUGGAAGCAUGUCAGCAAUAUGUAGUUGCCAAACAAAGUAAUUUAACACAUUGGCAUCCUAUUCUUGGGUGGCUUGCACAAAAGGUUGAUACACAUUUACAAGAACCUAUCCCAUUUGUGAAAUCACAAUUAGCCUGUCUGUGGACAGGAAGGAUAGUUUCACAAUUAAUUGGUCAACCUUUAACAGAACUUAUUGAAAAAGAGAUACCUCCACCAAUAGAACAACAGAGUACAUCUGUUGGUACCAACAUUUUUAGAAGGGCGUUUUUGGAAGCACGUACAAAUAGAAAUAAUAACACCAAAAAUUAUAGAAAAUUGGGAAGUCCAGAAACCACUAGAAUAGCCCUAAUCUGUUCUCUUUAUCAAAUUGCUUUGCAUACACUUACACAAAUGAAGAUGGAAAUAUUAACUGGUUUAUGCUAUCAAGAUAAAAUUCUAUACCACAUGUAUUUAUUUUUGGGAACACUGGGUCCACAUUGUGGUUUGAAAGCAUUCUUGGACCAUUUAGCUGCUAAUACAAAGUGUACAGCACCCGAAUUUCAAAUGUUGAUAUUAUUUUCCGAUUGUAUGACGCAUUACGUUACAAUUUUAGACGAUAUGGAAAUGUACGAACAGCAAGAUCCGUUCAAGCUAAGCGACUUUGUAACGAUAUCGUAUUUUUUAAACCAAUUUUUAUACAAGGCAGUGCUUAAUAACUUGUUUGACGUGAAAUCGGUUCCUAAUAAUCCUCUGUUCACCUCUCUGCAUACUCUUUUAAUGGCAAUCUAUCGGCGAGACUGUAGGCGGACUUUCUGUCCGGAAGGGCACUGGUUAGCGAAGUUAAUUCGAGUGUCCGGUUUUCUGGCAGAUUUGGAGAAAGGUAGACGAGGCGCAGCUCUUCUCCUCUCUAAAAUGCCUCACGUUAUUCCUCAUUCGGAACGCGUAGUGCUCUUUCGUAAACACGUUGCAAACGAGAAGGCAGUUUUGGGUUUGACGGAAAGUGCUUGCAACAGUACCCCGACAACGCUUAUAGUUGUUCACAGGACACGUAUAGUGGAGGAUGGUUAUCGUCAACUCGCGAUGUUACCCUCCCAGGCGUUAAAAGGCGUGAUAAGAGUUCGUUUCGUCAACGAACAGGGUCUAGCCGAGGCUGGCAUCGACCAAGACGGAGUGUUUAAAGAGUUUUUAGAGGAGACAAUAAAGAAAGUUUUCGAUCCAUCGUUGAAUUUAUUUAAAGUCACUACUGAGAAUCGACUUUAUCCAUCCCCAACAUCCUCUAUGCAAGAUAAUCAUUUGCAACUGUUCGAAUUUGUUGGUCGUAUGUUGGGCAAAGCGGUGUACGAAGGUAUUGUUGUAGAUGUACCUUUCGCAUCCUUCUUCGUUUCCCAAUUUUCUGGGCAAACUGGGGGUGCAUUGUAUAGCUGGUUGGACGAGUUAGCUUCUCUAGAUCGAGAUUUAUAUCGAAGUCUUACCCUUGUAAAGCACUAUAAAGGCGAUGUUAGACAAUUAGAGUUAACCUUCUCCCUUGAUGAAGACGUUCUAGGCAAAUUAGUUACGCACGAACUGGUUCCCGGAGGACGAGCGGUGCCGGUCACCAACGAAAAUAAAAUCAACUAUAUACAUUUAAUGGCCCAUUUCAGAAUGCACAUGCAAAUAAAAGAUCAAACAGCCGCCUUUAUUAAAGGAUUCCGUUCUAUAAUCAAUCCCGAAUGGUUGGCAUUGUUUUCAACCCCAGAAUUGCAAAGAUUAAUUUCGGGUGAUAAUGUUCCAUUAGAUCUACGGGACUUGAGAAGACACACGCAAUACUAUGGUGGCUUUCACGAUAGCCAUCGUGUAGUGUGUUGGUUAUGGGAUAUAUUGGAAAAAGAUUUUUCUGAAGAGGAAAGAGGCUUAUUUUUGAAGUUUGUCACGAGCUGCUCGAAAUCACCAUUGUUGGGUUUCGCGCAUCUAGAACCACCUUUUUCAAUUCGUUGCGUUGAAGUCGGCGACGACGAGGAUACGGGUGAUACAAUCGGUAGCGUAAUAAGGGGAUUUUUUACAAUUCGUAAGAAAGAUCCGCAGAACCGUUUACCUACGUCGUCUACGUGUUUUAACCUCCUUAAAUUACCAAAUUACCAAAAGAAAAGUACCUUACGGGAGAAGCUGCGUUACGCUGUCACCAGCAAUACAGGCUUCGAACUUUCGUAAUUCACAAUCGAUAUACAAUAAUUACGAUGAACACCGUCGCUCAAAGUAACCUAACGAAAAACAAAUUUCUACAAAGUGAUUGUGUGGUGCCUGACCGCCGCGAUCCAAAUUGUCUGGCGAGAUGUUUCUAGUAAUUAUAUCAUGGACUUUAAAUCGAAUAAAACGAAAACCGAAUAUACUACCUUUAAAAAAGAAAAAAAAAGAGAAAAAAAGAAAUCAAGAAAAACGAAACUAUCGAAAUUAAGUCGAAGACUCGCACAAAUUU
Messenger RNA from Habropoda laboriosa, 3704 nucleotides. Its product is annotated as ubiquitin-protein ligase E3B. Lineage: Eukaryota; Metazoa; Arthropoda; Insecta; Hymenoptera; Apidae. Gene Ontology annotation, molecular function: ubiquitin protein ligase activity; protein binding. The coding region runs from base 248 to 3439 and encodes 1063 amino acids. Gene Ontology annotation, biological process: protein polyubiquitination; ubiquitin-dependent protein catabolic process. The transcript is spliced from 16 exons. The record is from RefSeq and is a predicted model, not a curated record.